CUUUUGAUUUGUCGAUAUAGAAGCUACACAGACACACACACACAAACGCAGCCGCUGCCGCCAAUGAUGGAGUAAACAGCUGCUGCUGCUGCGGGGAAUCUCAUCAACAACAUGUCAUUGCAACAGCCGGCGCUUCAGCCAGUUCCGUUAGUCCCGUUAGCCCCGGCAGUGGCUGGCAAUGGCAGCAGCAGUGUCUCCGGCAAUGGCAACCCACAGUUAUUGCGCCCCCAAUCGUUGGCUGCACCCGAACGUGAACCCGUCGAGUUCAAUAUUAAUCUGGUUGGUGCACCGCCCGAAGUCGAGCAACUUGUGGAGCAGAUUAAGUGCGUCGCCGAGCAGUUUCUCUAUCACUGGAAGAGUUUUCCCAUAACUCUGCCGCAGCCACUGGCAACGAGCACCUUAAAUGUGACGGCUAGCAAUGCAACAAACAGUGUCAGCGGUCGCAAGAAGCGUGCCAUCAAUCAGAGUGACCUAUUUAUAGCGCCUCCCUUCGAUGAACUGGACGCAGUCGCCUCCGAUGGCAGCGGCGAGCCGCGUCGUCUAACAAACGCACAAUUGAAAUGCUUGCGUGAAACUGGCUUGCAAAAGGAUAAAUAUGGAAAGCCGAAGAAAUUAACUUUGGAACAAUUGGAAACAAUACGCAAAAAUGGUGAAUUUGAUGUGCCGAGCUUGCACUUUUCUGGCCAGGUGCACAAGUGGCGCCUCUCUCAGUUGCUCCAGAAGGGCACACUGCGGGCCAACGACUCUUUCCUCAGUGAUCUAGCGCUGGCAGCUCGCUUUGUGGUCGUCACCGCUCGGGCGCGCAUCUUCUCGCACUUCUUCUCGGUGGUGCAUGCGGCGCAUGCCCUGCUCGAUGCCCUCAUGCGGCUGGCGGAUAUGUUCAUCGGUGUACCCGCUCUGCUGGCCCACAAUCUGGACUACAAAAUCAAGGAGGAACGCUGUCGCUUUCUCAUAGCUGAGCUAGUGUGUCGGCCCGAGUUUGAGGAUUGUCUGGAUGGACUCUGCUCGUAUGUGCGCAAAAUGCUUCGUCGCGCCACAAUGGAGAAGUUUGAUUUCAAUAGCUGCGAGGUGACACAGCCUGUGCCAUAUUUGUUUUUAACGCCCAAGGGCCAGGAGAUCGAUUUGCGACUCUUCUGUCGCGAUAUAAUGCGCAAAGCGCUUCCCGUGCUCAUAGGCAUCCUGGAGCGAGAAACACGCGGCUGGUUUCUUCACUUCCGGGAGCGUUUGAUUGCCGAGCUGCGCGCCAAGAAACUGAACGACAAGGAGAUCGAGGAAGAGGUUAACGAGGCGGUGAUGAAGGAGUAUUUGCAGCGUGUUUACACCUCCAUCAUGUCCAAUGCCAAACUGGCCGAACUGGGUGGCGGUGUGCCGCAGCUGCUGGUGGAACAGGCUCAAUCGGUGGUCAUCAUGUACAAGGCUGUGGACAAAGUGCAGCACGAUAUCAAGCGAACGCGCGAGGACCACCAAAAAUGCCUGGCCAACGAUCACUCUGUGCUGUCCCGCGUCGCACCCUGGCUGCGCUCCAAGCUGCGCCAUGCCGAGCAGCACAAGCUGUACAAGUGCGCUUGGUCGGCGCACGAGGAGGCACUGAAAAUGUGCAGUCAGCACAAUCUACAUCAGACUGCUUACUUUCUGUCGCGCGAUCUGGCCUUCAUGAAGGAGCGCGAGCCCGUGCUGCUCAAGGAGCUAAAGAAUGCCAAAACGCCGACGCGCAGCUUUCAAUGGGCGUGUCGCAUCUGGUCGCCACAGGCAUGGAUUAUACGCCGCAAUUUCCAGGGUCAAUCGGAUGUGAUUCCGACAGUUAUUAGCCAGCAGGCCACAUCGAUAGUGACGCCCCGUUCCGAUCCCAGCCAGCCGGUAUUUCUGGUCGAGAAAGAAAUGAUACGGACGACGAGCACACGCUGGCCCUUCUGGCGUCUAUUGAAUCUGCUGCAGCGCACCUGGUGCUGGACUUGGAAUAUGAUGUUCCUGCUCGGCAUCCUGGUGCCCUGGUGCAGUCCCCUUGGACUGCGCGCCCUCUUCUGCAUUAAGCCUUUCAUGCCCGACCUGGAGCUGUCCCAAAUCAAUGGCACCCUCUUUCCACGCAAGACCAGCAUCACUCAGACGUUAGCCUCGCGGCUCAUCGAACUCUGGCGACACAUAUCAAAAUCCCGCACUCAUUUCGAAACGGAACCUGACACAGGCUUCAUCGGCAAGGGCUUGACACGCAAUGUGAAUCGCACCUGGAACUACUUUGUAAAAGGCUUUCUUGGCACCAUUGUCAUUCUGUUUGCAUUCCCAUUGAUAUGCAUUGCCACGAGCUGCCUCAGCAUUGGGCUCGCAUUGAGUGCACCCCUUUGGAUUCCAGUGUUUGUUCUGCUGCUGCACAUCUACAUGAUACUCGUCUAUGAUCUGGAUGCGCCCGACAACUCACGAAAUCGUUACUGUAUUUUGUUGGAGGCGCUCAUAUGGAACUUUCUAAUACAGGGCCUGCUGCAGCCGGUGGUGGCGAUUUUUGUGGCUACGCUGCUUUGCCCGCUGGCAACAGGCCUUGUGCUGAUUGUUGGCGUCGGUCGUUAUACGUUGCGUCUGCUCUGGGAUUCAGUCACGUUUCAUUUGUUCAUUAAAAAGUGCGGACGGGUGCCAGCCUCGGACAGCAUUGCCGUAAAGCGUAUUGCCGGACCCGGCCUAGCCUUGGACUAUUACUUCAUCAUACGGCCGGAGCAAGCCUUGGCAGCACUAGAAGCUAAAAUGGAACUGGACGAGUUGCAGGCGUAUCAGCAUGCCACCGAGCGUGUGGUAUUGCAGCCUCAGCAUGAUUUCCUGCAGUUUGUCGAAGCCUGCUUUGGCCCCUUCUCGGCUCAGCUGUCAAAAUCGGGUCCAUAUUUGGCACUGGAUCGCGAGGCCCAAGAUUUGAUGAGCUCACUACACGAAAAGCUGGAAAAGCGACGAAGAGAGCUACAAACGAGCCUAACCACACAGGUCAAGUCACGCAUUAAGCUGAAUACCAAAGAAUUGAAGAUUGCUAUCCAAUUGGCCGCCCAUUUACUCGAAAAAUACUAUCCGUCUCAUGUCAUCGGUAGGCUGUCCAUUAGCGAAGAAGAAUUUUGGGAUAAUAAGGGUCUGUCGGUCAACGAUUGGCCGGGCCUCGCUGGUCUCUUAUAUACCGACAUAUUUAGUUUAGAUUUUCUAACGCCAUUGACUGAAAACGAUACGCAUUUUAAACUAGAACCACAUGCCUCGCUCGACCUAAUGCGCUACACGGAAAUGGUGAAGAAUGCCAACGAUGUUAUCGGUUCCAAGGGCCUCGAUUUGUUGGGCAAUGUUUACGCGCCGCGCGGGAAUGUCCAAGUGCAUUUACCAUUCCUUGAAGUGACAGCAUUUAAUCCGCGCUCACGCAUCACGUUGACUUUUCGCAAGCCUGAAAAACGCGACAUGACCGUGGGUCUAACGACGCCUCGGGUGCGGGCCCAUCGCGCUCAGCACGUACCGAAGGCGCCACAGGAUGGCCUGAAGCCGUGGCGACCCUGGAAGCAGAAGUGCGGGGAGCGAAGCGUAACGGAGAAGCUACUCAUCCCGUUGCCAGUGCCGCAUCCCGUGCACAUUGCCAUUGCCAUUUAUAAUCGCGAUACAGAGCAACCCAUACCACUGGACUCAGAGCUCGUCUGGGAGAUACUCAAAUCGAUUGAGGACUGUCAAAGUGGUGACGCCAUGGCAGUGCAUUCGGUUGCGCGUUAUCAUGGCGCGGUUAUAGAAUCCAGCAAUGAUUCGCUGGCUAGCAGUAGCAGCAUUGGCAGCACCCGGGACUCUGGCUCUGGCUCUGCGUCUGGCUCUGCACUGGGCAAUGGCACAGAGACGUUACCUUGCGGAAAUCGAGAGGUUUGCACACAGGUCAAAGUCGAUGCGGAGCCUGCACCGAGCGCCUCCGGUUUUCACUGGACUCUCAGCAAUUGGGGUGCUGCACAGACAGCUCGGCGUCGCACCAAUUCCAAUGUGCGCGUCGAUUUGGCCAGUCCCGAGGAUAUAUCGCUGGAUACGGAUAGUUCACGUGCUGUGUUUAACAAUGCAUAUGGCACCACAGUCUAAGAGGUUGACGCUGGUUCGGGCACACAACAGUAUAUAGACUACAUAUACACAAAUAUUUACCUUUAUACACAGAGUAGAGAUACAGAUACGAGUAUGUAUAAAUGCGUGGGCUUCGAGCUGCUUGCUUGCAUUUCUUCAGAAUACUUUUCAAAUAUUCGCAUUAUCCAGUUAGGCUUUUGUAUAUGGCACAAAUAGCAAGUGACAUUUCGCGAAUUAAUAGCUUUAUUUCGAUUAAAUUUGAUUAGCAAAGAAUGACUAUGAAAGGCUAUAAAGUGAGUCGAGGCCAUCGCAGAUGUCUAAGUGAAUGUAGCUCAGCAGGUUAGGCAGCUAUGCUAGUUAAAGUGUAGCAUGAAUAAAUUUAUCCAUAUACAUAUACAUAUAUCUAUAUUUACAUAUGCGUAUAUGAUAUACAUACAUUAAUGAUUUGUUUGUAUACAAACUUAUACAUACAUACCUACAUACAUACAUAUAUAUACAUAUAUACAAUGCAUACACAAAAGAAAUCUAACAAGCAACCAACUUAAUUCUAGUCGCAAGCAAAUUUUAUGCAGCAAUUUUACUCAAAUUCUUCUAAUGCAACUAAUUAAGAAUACUAAACACAAAAGCUUCAGCUCGUAUGGCUUCUAUGAUGAUUUUACCAUAGUAAUAGUUAUAAAUUUUGUUUUUAUUCAACUUAAUUAACUAUGCACCACGGUCCACUUAUGUAGAUUUCAACGUUCAAUCUUACAACUUUGGAAAUGCGAAUUUUAUUAUUUAUCGUACGCAUUUUUUAGAAUGCGUUUCAAUUACGGUUUAUUAAAUAUUGUUCCCAUAGAACUCACACAAAGGUCAAAUACCUUUAUUAACAAUAGCUUACAAUAAACAUUGAUCUGCUCAACAAAUAUUUAAAAAGAUUUGCAUAGAUUUGCAAAUGGUACAUCAAUUUAAAUGACUGCUUAAACCAUUUCCCAUCAGCCUUUUUACAAAUUGUCGAUAUUCGUUAAACUUUUUAGUUCGAUUUUGGUUGCAAAAAUGAGUUUUUUAUUUUAUACUUUUUUACAACUAUUAUAAGAAUUCAAAAGUUAUUCUACAAAAACGUUCAAUUAGGUUAAUGGUUUCAAAGAUAGAUUUUUAUGAAAAAUAUGUACUGAUCGACCAUACAAUAUUAAGCAAUAUUAAAAUUGUAUUCCACUUGCGAAGGCAAAGCACUCCUUAUAGGGUAGAUAGGUAUUCUAACAAAGCAUUGCAUAAGUGCAGUGUAAAAUGGAUUGUGUUCCCAAUACAAAAAUUAUAUUAUUAACAACAGCAGCAGGACUUAUAGUUAAUUGUAUAUCAAUUAGAAAACUCAUGCAGUUAGUUAGGGCAAUAGUUAUAAACUUUCGAACUUAACUCGAAUCGUUUUAAAUACGUGUAAAUUGUUCUUCUUGCCUGGAUCCGAUGUAUUUCCGGUUUGUCUUGGCCGUAGUUAAUCAAUCAAAUAAAAUAUCGUAUCAGAUCAGGGGUAUCCAGAAAAGCCAUUUUUGUACAAUUUAGAUACCUAUUUACUCUAGACUUAUUUACCGAGAAACAACAGAGGACUAUAUAGCAGUCUAGUAAUUUUAAAUUCAAUUAAUGAAAUCCUUUUUUUAAUUCAAAAAUGAAUUUUAUAUUUAAACUGAGGCUGAAAUCCGUUUCAAAAUAUCUGCGUGUAUUCAAAAGAAACAGAAUUUUAACCGAUGAAAAACGCUGGCCAUGAGAUUUUCUUUGUACCUAACAAAUACAAGAACUUAAUUUUAGCAAUCAAAUGUAACAAUAUUAUAAAUGCCACGAAUUGUACUAUGAGAAGUUAAAGAAAUAUUGUUAAUUAAUAUUAAAUAUGGUAUGACAACUAAUUUAUAUACAUUAACGCAUACAUACAUACUUAGUACUAUUACUAAUCUUAUACAUGUAUGUAUGUAUGUUAUAUGGAACUAUGUUUUUACUACUACAAUUCCUUCUCUUUCUCUUCCAAAUACUACUACAAAAUAUAAAUAAUAGUAAUUACAAAUAACAAAUUAUCGUACAACAACAGCAUUAAACAAAAGGCAGUAAAUUGUAAUUUAAAGAAUAAAUUUUCAUAUUUAUAUAUACAUCAAUAUAUAUAUAUAUGUAGCAAGAAAAUCAUGAUUGUUAAUCAUAUAAAAGUAUCUGCCGCUUUCCAUGUCAGCUAUAAUACCUGUAAUUACACUCCUUACCCCCGACGUAUACAUAUGCCCUCCAAGUAUUCACUACCAAGUCCUUUUAUUUUUACAUUAAUUGCCACACUUAAAGUAUUAAUUUAUAGUAACUAUUUUACACCGCUCACUAACUUCAACCAUAACUUCGGAAGCUUCCAAUACUUUGUACGUUAAGAUAAAAUUUCUUUCUCAAAAUGUUUCUUUGUGCAUGACUAAAGAAUAUGUUUGCUAAAGCUUAAGUUUAAACUUAAUGCAACUUUUACACAUAUAUUUUUAAAGAAAACCGUUCGUCAAAUCCCCAAGAAAUUGUAUCGAUAAAUUUUUGUUGAAAUUAGGCAAACGGACCGUAAUUAUAAUUUUAAGCAAGAGUAAAUUGAAUAAAAUCUUUACAUACAAAUAUACACAUACAUAAAUAUUUAGUUAUACAAAUUUAAUCAUACAGAUCAAUCAAAGAACGAUAAUCUCAAGAGCGCAUUGAACAAUUUUAUGAAAAUGAACUGUAGUUUAAUUAAUAUGUAAUAAAAAAUGUUGGAUAAAAAA
Messenger RNA from Drosophila grimshawi, 6779 nucleotides. RefSeq lists its product as uncharacterized. The record is from RefSeq and is a predicted model, not a curated record. The transcript is spliced from 12 exons. NCBI's taxonomy places the organism in Eukaryota, Metazoa, Arthropoda, Insecta, Diptera, Drosophilidae. Bases 112 to 4065 code for a protein of 1317 amino acids.